AUGUCCAAAUUCAUGAACAAGCUGAAGGGCAAGCUCAACAAGGAUAAGGAGCCAGAAUCCUCCCCAGCAGCGCCUUCCACGUCCACCGCGGCACCGACAGCGUCUGCCCCAGCUGCCACCGGCGCCGGUGGGCAAUGCUAUUUCGAUCUUUCGAUCAAUGGCGGUACAGAAGCUCGCGUUAUAUUCACCCUCUACGACGACGUAGUUCCACGAACGACCGCCAACUUCCGCGCUCUAUGCACCGGCGAGAAAGGAUUUGGAUACCGAGGCUCGAAGUUCCACCGCAUCAUCCCGCAGUUCAUGAUUCAGGGCGGUGAUUUCACGAGGGGCGAUGGCACUGGAGGCAAAUCCAUCUACGGCGAGCGCUUCAACGACGAGAACUUUCAGCUUAAGCACACUCGACCGUAUCUGCUGUCUAUGGCCAAUGCGGGCCCGAAUACGAAUGGCUCGCAAUUCUUCCUCACGACAGUUGCGACACCGCAUCUGGACGGCAAGCACGUUGUAUUCGGGGAGGUAGCCUCAGGUGAGGAUUAUGUCAAGGCAGUCGAGUCCAUCGGGUCGAGCUCGGGGCAACCUAAAUCUGAGGUUGUGAUCGUGGAGUGUGGGACGCUGUGA
Molecule: messenger RNA, 615 nt
Organism: Bacidia gigantensis
Lineage: Eukaryota; Fungi; Ascomycota; Lecanoromycetes; Lecanorales; Ramalinaceae
Gene: PPI1
Product: cyclophilin peptidyl-prolyl cis-trans isomerase Cyp2
Exons: 5
Coding region: 1-615 (204 amino acids)
Biological process (GO): protein folding; protein peptidyl-prolyl isomerization
Molecular function (GO): peptidyl-prolyl cis-trans isomerase activity
Source: RefSeq, a predicted model, not a curated record